Molecule: messenger RNA, 270 nt
Organism: Prunus avium (sweet cherry)
Lineage: Eukaryota; Viridiplantae; Streptophyta; Magnoliopsida; Rosales; Rosaceae
Source: RefSeq, a predicted model, not a curated record
GCCCUUGAGAUGUUCUGUGAUAAUAAAUUCAAGGUUGAAAUCAUCAAUGGUCUUCCAGCGGACAAAACUAUAACUGUAUAUAGAUGUGGCCCUUUGGUUGACUUUUGUCGUGGACCCCAUAUACCAAAUACAUCAUUUGUGAAAGCAUUUAAAUGUUUGAAGGCUUCUGCAGCCUACUGGAGGGGGAACAAGGAUCGUGAAAGUUUACAGAGAGUUUAUGGAAUAUCUUAUCCUGAUAAAAAACGCUUGCAGGUGACAUUAUGUUUUUGA